This is a messenger RNA of Misgurnus anguillicaudatus (oriental weatherfish), 2649 nucleotides long. RefSeq names its product potassium channel subfamily K member 3. Gene Ontology annotation, biological process: stabilization of membrane potential; potassium ion transmembrane transport. Gene Ontology annotation, cellular component: plasma membrane. Lineage: Eukaryota; Metazoa; Chordata; Actinopteri; Cypriniformes; Cobitidae. The record is from RefSeq and is a predicted model, not a curated record. Gene Ontology annotation, molecular function: open rectifier potassium channel activity; outward rectifier potassium channel activity; potassium ion leak channel activity.
UCCCCUGUGGCGGCUUUUCCACGAGACCCUCUUUAGCUGGACAGAGGGCAGUCAUGACAAGUCAUGAAUCACCAAAGUUCCCAUACACGAACCGGAGAAUUGAAACCUGAGGGAGAUUUGGUGGCGACUAUGAGAAGAUGAAGAGGCAAAACGUGCGGACACUCGCCUUAAUUAUCUGCACUUUGUCCUAUUUAUUAAUGGGAGCGGGAGUCUUCGACGCGCUGGAGUCAAAGCAGGAGAAGACCCAAAAGGGCAAACUCGACUAUCGAAAAUUUCAACUCAUGUAUAAAUAUAACCUUACAAGAUUGGACUUCGAUCAAAUCGAAAAGGUCGUUUUGCUUCUGAAACCUCACAAAGCCGGAGUCCAGUGGAAGUUCGCCGGGUCUUUUUACUUCGCCAUCACUGUAAUAACGACCAUAGGAUAUGGCCAUGCUGCUCCCAGUACGGAUGCUGGGAAAGCAUUCUGCAUGGGGUAUGCGCUUCUGGGCAUCCCCCUCACCCUGGUGAUGUUCCAGAGCCUGGGCGAACGCAUCAACACCUUCGUCCGCUUCCUGUUGCACAAAGCCAAAAAAUGCAUAGGCCUGCGGCGCACCGAAGUUUCAAUGGCCAACAUGGUGACCAUCGGAUUCUUCUCCUGCAUCAGCACCUUGUGCGUGGGAGCAUUCGCCUUCUCCCACUACGAAGGUUGGAGCUUUUUCCAUGCUUUCUACUACUGCUUCAUCACCCUGACCACCAUCGGUUUUGGGGACUACGUGGCCCUGCAAAAGGACGAUGCGCUCCAAAACGACCCUCAUUACGUGGCCUUUAGUUUUGUCUACAUCCUGAUGGGCCUCACAGUUAUCGGUGCUUUUCUUAAUCUAGUGGUGCUACGGUUCAUGACAAUGAACACGGAGGAUGAGAGAAGAGAUGCAGAGCAGAGGGCCCUCCUUUCCAAAGAUAAUCAGAAAGCCCCGCCUCUGCGCUGCACAGACCCUUCAACCCCCGUUGCCAGGGGCCAGGACAAAAGACGAGGGUUGAAGAGCGUCUACGCCGAGGUGCUUCACUUCCAGACAGUGUGCUCCUGUCUGUGGUACCGCAGCCGAGAGAAAAUGGUGAUCCUCCCGCAAGAUCUGUCCUUCACUGAUGCUCUAAUGGAGCAAGGAGAUGUGUCACCCCACGACUUCUUUGAAUCUGACCCCACAGGCUGCGUGUGUAACCCUCAGCGCUGCUCAACCAUUAGCACUGUGUCUGCUGAUCUGAAAAACAUCUCUCCAUUCAGGCUCUUCUCCAAGAGACGUAGGUCUGUCUGAAUCACCGCAGUUUCUUCUCAGGACUGUUGAUGUUUAAUGAAUUAUUUUUCAUGCAAAGAUGAUGGAGCAGCACACCCAAGGUUGAGAUUAAAUUUAGGAAAGAGUUUGAUGGGUGUUUUGCAUUUUUUAACCCUUUAGAUAUACUCACUCUUUGAUGAUUAUUAAUAUAUUAAACUUGACUUCUGCAUUAGAUAGUUCAAUGAUAUAUACAUAUACAGAUACAAUUCUUUGGUAAGACAAUUUUUUUACCUUGUUCAGGUGACAUGGUCAGCUCAUGAUCACGGCCAGUUUUUUGAAUUUUUGGACAAUUGGCAGCCAUUAAGUAUGUGACAUGCCAAGACAUAGUUGCCAGACUGUAUUCACUUCAUCACUGUAAUAAGUCCAUUGUAAUACAGUAUGCUGUGCGAGACUUUAGUAUGGCAAACAAAAUGAAACACGUACUAGAUAGCUGUUGAUCCAGAUGGCAUACCGACAUGACUCCUGCUUUCUGCCCAGCUCUAUACUGUACAACAUGUUAGGAAAUAAUCUAACCCUUGUAAAACCUUUUACAGUAUAAAAUCUGAUGGCGUCACGUGGCAUGAUAAAUAAUUCCAUUAGAUUGUCUGCAGAUUACCUUGUUUAUCAUAGGAAAGGGAACCAAUUGGUCUAAGCAACACUAAUGUACGCAGACCUCACAAAGACAACAUCUGGGCAUGAAAAUUGUAUUAAACUCUUGAAGUAUUUAAUUACACUUGAUGUUUAGCACUUAAAUGUCAGCUUUGAAGAUAAAGUUACAGUACGACCUUGGUCUGAACUGCAGCAGUUAUCGCAUACGGACCCUCCAAGUGCUCUCAGCAGUGAUCUGGACAUCGUGUCCUGUGUAUCCCCUAUGACUCAGAGAGGCCUUGCUGCUUAGGCUAUGUUUGGACCACACAGGACCGGGUGUCAUCUUCACGUCCCGCCAAGGAGAAAGCGCUCUGUGUCCAAGACUUUGCCUUCAGCUAUUAGACCUGCAUGACACAGUGACAGAAGGAAGUGCAUUACAACAAAUGCCUGCAUUUCUCUCCCAUGGUGGCAGCAUCUGUUGCUUUUCCUUCUUUAUUUUUGUUUCUAGUUUGGCAUCUAUAUCUAUGAGAAAGGUAAAAAUAUCUUUGGCCAGAAGGUCAAUGGGGGUAGGACAUAAUGUACAUUAAUGCUUCUAUUUAUGUGUUUACUAAGAAACCAGGGCAAAAAUAACUGUUUGCUGUUUGUAGAUUUAAAUUAUAAGGAUUGAUAAAAAUUAAGUGAGAUAAAUUUAAUAUGCAGUUUUACAUUAUACCUGUACUAUGAAAAGUAUUACAAAUGUAAAGCCAGCAAAUAAAAUAAAAGUGUUAUUAUCUUU